Molecule: messenger RNA, 2363 nt
Organism: Phalaenopsis equestris
Lineage: Eukaryota; Viridiplantae; Streptophyta; Magnoliopsida; Asparagales; Orchidaceae
Product: glucose-6-phosphate isomerase, cytosolic
Exons: 24
Coding region: 169-2121 (650 amino acids)
Biological process (GO): glucose 6-phosphate metabolic process; glycolytic process; gluconeogenesis
Cellular component (GO): cytosol
Molecular function (GO): carbohydrate derivative binding; monosaccharide binding; glucose-6-phosphate isomerase activity
Source: RefSeq, a predicted model, not a curated record
CCUUCCAACCAGCAAUUCUCCUGGUCUGAAUACUUUCUGGCAUUCAAUGCAGUACGCUGAUGUUUCAUCUCGUAAUGAACGAUCAAAUCUUUCCGAUGCCUAAUUCUGGAGAAACUUGCAGUCGGGUAUAAAUUGGGUGUAUUGAUUAUUUUGACGAAGUGGGAGAGAAUGAAUGUUUUUUGUGCUUUAAAAUCCCCUCCUACAUCAAUCCUCUCUCCCCAAAACCCUCGCAUUUCCCUCCCCUUCUCUUUGUUACCAUCUCCUUCGUGGCCGAACCCUCGCGAUACAGUCGCAAUUGGAGUUAGCUGGGAACGCAACUACGGGAUCGCGGCUUACCGUGACUCAAAACUCCCAUUUUUCUCGUUCUUCCGCUCCUCUCCUACCCGAAACCAUCGAGGAAGGUUGCAGAUUGUAAUGUCGCCUGUUCUGAUAUGUGAUGCGGUUGAAUGGCAAGACUUGAAGAAACACGCGGAGGAGAUAAAAAGAACGCACUUGCGUGAUCUCAUGGGUGAUGUUGACCGUUGCAAGUUAAUGACGGCGGAGUAUGAUGGGAUAAUUUUGGACUACUCCCGGCAGUGUGCAGACCAGGAAACAUUGGAGAAACUUUUGAAAUUGGCAGAGCAGGCAGCUCAUCUGAAAGAGAAAAUCAAUAGAAUGUACAAUGGAGAGCAUAUAAACAGUACCGAGGACAGGUCUGUGCUGCAUAUAGCUUUGCGUGCUGCAAGGGAUUCAGUUAUUCAUAGUGAUGGGAGGAAUGUUGUUCCAGAUGUUUGGAAUGUAAUAGAGAAGAUCAAUAACUUCUCUGAAAGAGUUCGAAGUGGCUCAUGGGUUGGAGCAACAGGAAAGACAUUGAAGGAUGUUGUAGCCGUGGGCAUUGGUGGAAGCUUUCUUGGACCUUUGUUUGUGCAUACUGCUCUUCAGACUGAUCCUGAAGCCGCAGAAUUUGCAAAGGGACGGCAACUACGUUUCCUUGCAAAUGUUGAUCCGGUUGAUGUUGCCCGAAACAUUACUGGCUUGAAUCCUGAAACAACAUUGGUUGUUGUAGUUUCAAAAACUUUUACAACUGCUGAGACUAUGUUGAAUGCUCGAACAUUGAGGGAAUGGAUUUCUGAUGCGUUGGGCCAACAGGCAAUAGCAAAGCAUAUGGUGGCUGUCAGUACAAAUCUGAAGCUUGUGGAGGAAUUUGGGAUUGAUCCGAAUAAUGCUUUUGCUUUUUGGGACUGGGUUGGUGGUCGCUAUAGUGUUUGCAGUGCUGUUGGUGUGCUACCCUUGUCUCUCCAAUAUGGUUUUCCAGUCAUUGAAAAGUUUUUGGAUGGAGCUCGUAGCAUAGACAAACACUUUUAUUCAGCUUCGUUUGAUAAAAAUAUACCUGUGCUAUUAGGUUUGUUGAGUGUAUGGAAUGUCUCGUUUCUUGGAUUUCCAGCUAGAGCAAUAUUGCCAUACUCUCAAGCACUUGAGAAGUUUGCUCCACACAUUCAACAGUUGAGCAUGGAAAGUAAUGGAAAGGGUGUAUCCAUUGAUGGCAUUCCACUUCCUUUCGAAACUGGUGAAAUAGAUUUUGGAGAACCAGGAACAAAUGGUCAACACAGUUUUUACCAGCUAAUACAUCAGGGAAGGGUUAUUCCUUGUGAUUUUAUUGGUGUUGUCAAAAGCCAGCGGCCUGUGUAUUUGAAAGGAGAAAUUGUAAGCAAUCAUGAUGAGCUUAUGUCUAAUUUCUUUGCACAGCCAGAUGCGCUGGCUUAUGGGAAGUCCCCGGAACAGCUACAGAGUGAGAAUGUGGGGAGUCACCUAAUUCCUCAUAAGACCUUUUCUGGUAAUCGGCCAUCUCUCAGUCUUCUUCUACCUUCUUUGUCCGCUUAUAAUGUUGGACAGCUUCUAGCAAUAUAUGAGCACCGAAUUGCUGUUGAGGGCUUCAUAUGGGAUAUCAAUUCAUUUGAUCAAUGGGGUGUGGAGUUAGGCAAGUCACUUGCCUCCCAAGUCAGAAAACAGCUGAACUUGUCUCGCACCUCUGGGAAGCCUGUUGAGGGCUUCAACUUUAGUACCACAUCAUUAUUGAGUAUAUAUCUUCAGGCGGAUACUGGCUUACCACCUGACAAUUCUACAACGCUGCCAAAAUUAUAAAAUAUGUUACACUGAAACUCAAGUCAUGUCUUCACCAGCAGCAGGAAGAUGAACUCUGCUUAUUUAUCUGUUUUAUUAUUGGGAUAAUAAUUGGCAGUUGAGGAUGCCAAUGCUGUAACCCUUAUAGCUUGAACAAUUUCAGGAUAGACCUGUUUACAACCUUAAUAAAUGGUCAAGCAAAUGUAUUUUGAGGGUUCUGAGUUUUGCAGAAACUUGUUUAUGGAAUAAUAAUUUGAUGAGUC